Messenger RNA from Oncorhynchus tshawytscha (Chinook salmon), 3737 nucleotides. RefSeq lists its product as uncharacterized. Lineage: Eukaryota; Metazoa; Chordata; Actinopteri; Salmoniformes; Salmonidae. The transcript is spliced from 2 exons. The coding region runs from base 586 to 3348 and encodes 920 amino acids. The record is from RefSeq and is a predicted model, not a curated record.
CAACCCUCAGACGUCGACUUCAAAACGCUUCCGUAAAUAAUUCCACUCCGGUGCGUACUGCUACGUUUUCAGUGUACUAGCUAGUAUACGACGCUUUUGGAGAUAUUUUUCAACAUUUAUCUAAAUAGAAUGAAGGCCAAGGGAUUUGCAGUUACCCAUCACCUGUAAAGGUAAAGCGUUAGUUAGCAGGUUACGGACAACUAACCUAGUUCUUUUACUCGCCAUUUCGGUAAGAGCUACGACCCGAAAUUAUUUUAAUAGCAGGUUAGGAGGGCAGUUUUGCCAUCCCUAAUUAUUUUUCAUAACCUUAACCAAAUUGUCCUAACCUGCUACAUUGAUUCUCAUAACCCUUUGCGUAAUACUUUGUACUAAUCUGCUACGAAAAAGUAACUUCCGGUCGUAACUGUAUCGAAGUGGCGCGAAGAGUGUUUCUCAUGGUUAGAUAGCUACAUCUCCAAAUACGAUGUAGGCAUUUGGCUAGGUGAUUUAUAUAGUGGAAAUUACAUUAUCUGUCUAGUUCAUGUGGAGAGGAAUGUCAUUGGGGUGUUUUUGAUUACUUUGUCUUUGUAGAGACAUUGGUGCAAAAUGGAUGUUGACAUUAAACUAGAGGAAGAUGAGAGGGAGAUAUCCCAUACAGUAAUUUGGUCUGAUUCAACAUUGUCAGAAAACACAGAAACAGGUUACCAUGUGGGUUUACUGAAAGAGCAUUCACAUGUACCUCCCAUCAGUCCCCAAACAACAAGCCACGGGCAGAUUUUACGUCUUUUUCCUGAAAUGAACGGAGCAAGUGAUGGGGAGAACAGGGCUGUCAAAGUGGUUUAUUUCUGUAAAGAUCAAUAUACCAUCGGCACAUCUGAAGGGAAUUCAAUCAAAGAGCAGUCAUGGCAUUUAGCACCGUCCAGUGAUAUUCUGACAGGACAUGCAUCCACUUUCAGUGGUUAUUUUGAAGCUCAAAUCAACCCAACUUCACAGGUUUCUAGCCAAACACAGACCAAUAAUAAAUUGCCCUCUGACAAUGUUAAUAUCCCAAGCCCUAGUACUGCCAUUCAAUCUGUGCUAACCUCACCUCCUACAGAAAACGACUGUAAUUUAGGUGUAUCAACUAGGCCUAUUCUUCCAGAAUAUUGUGAGCCAUUGAACUUUCCCUCUGAUGAAGAGGAAGACUACAAUGCCAAUUUAAGUCCAAGACUACAAUGCCAGAAAACGUUAGAGGAUAAAUGGAUACGUCAGUGUCGUGGCAGUUACUCAAGACCCAACCUAAGAAAGUUUGGGAGAUAUUGGAAAGAUCCAUACGUCAAGUGCAAGGAGAUCGGUGUAGAUUUCAAUGUUGGAUCUGGAGCGAAACAGAAACUUAAUUUGCAUUUACUGACAGUUGGUGUAAUGCUUGAGGUGUCAGAAUAUGCUAGAAACAUUAAUAGAUCUCGCCCUCAUGUUAUCUUUGAUAUUCUAGAUUACAACUUUGUUCUUGGUGUACAAAAUGAACAACAAUAUGACUUUUCAAACAGGGUAGAAAAGAAAUUAAAAGAAAUGCUGAAGAUGCGUUCUAAGAGAACACCUGAGUGGUUAACAGAGGUCUUUGACCUUCCUGAUCCAAAGACAGUUACAGUUUUGGUAUACUCCCUUAAAUGGGCACAGUUCUAUUUGCAAAACAGCUUGUCAAAUCCUACACCUUUUGACAUUUGCAUAAAGGAGGAGCCUGUUGUGGGCCUGAUCUCUCCUCUGCAUGUGGCGACUGAGAGCUUCUCCACUGAGACAGAUGUGACACGGUGUGCUGAUGAGACGGCAAUCCUUGGCCCUGAAAAUGGACGUAAUGAUACCUGCACAAAGUAUGAGCCUUAUAUGGGCAUCGUCCGUCCUCAACAUGUCCAGACGGAAACCUUCCCAACUCAGACAGAUAUAACAAUGGAUCAAUCCUUCAUGAUGCCCACUGUAGAAGAAGCAUUGAGGGAACUCUACCCAAUCUGUAAGGGAAAAGGACUUGACCUUGUUGUGAAAUCAAAAUAUGGGAAAAAUAAGAAACUUGACUUGCAUCUAUUGACCAGAGAUGUAAUGUUUGAAUUGGCUGAUUUUGCCUCACUAGUGUGUGGAAAUUGGAAGCAGGUUGUGUGUGAGUUUCUCGAGCAUAAUUUUGAUUUGGAUUUAAAAAGUGGGAAAACUGAGCUGGCCGAAGAUAUUAUGGGAAGGUUAAAAGCAGUUUUACAGCGCAAGACGGGUACAAACGGUACAUGGAGAUUGGGACUUGAAAAUGAAGCUUUCUUAAAGAAGUCACGCAAACGAAAGAACCCUGCGGAGAUGUCCACUAACCAGAAGGUCACUACAGCAUCACUUGAGCCGAAAUACCAAAUGAAAGAAGUAUCAAAAAGGAGGAGAUUGAAUUUAAUGAGCAAGAAGAAAGACAUGGACAUGUUAGUAACCAAGGAGACCGAGGGAGGCCAUUUCUCUGAAGUAGUACAAAUAGAACCUCAUCUUGUCAAAAUAGAGAGAAUCUCUGAUGAGACUGACCUUGCACUUUGUACUGACGAAACAAAGCAAAUUGUCGUUACCAACUUGGACCAAUCAAAUGUGACGUCUCACACCAAAAAUAUGGUGAAAGCCAAAGCGUGCUACCCACUCUGUGAGGAAAUAGGUCUGGACCUUGAUGUCACAUCCAAACCAUCUAAAAAGAAACUGGAAUUGAAUUUACUGACAAACGGUGUAAUAUUUGAGGUGCAUAAAUAUGCUAGGAUAAAAUCCAAUCCUAAAAAAAAAAAAAGUGGGUGCAUUCUCUUUGAUAUUCUAAAAUACAAUUUUGAUCUUAGUUUGCAAAAUCAGAGACGUAAUCUAAUUCCACUGCAUAUUUGCUGUAAAGUGAAACGAAUGGUUCAGAAACACAAAUCUGAGCUCAUGAGAAAAAGAGCAGUCUCAAAAGAGGUGUUCAUAAUACCGAGUGUGAUUAAAAGACAAGCAAAAACAAAUGUGCUUUCAGAUUAUUUUCCUGAAAAAAAUAUGGAACAAAACGCAAGGCUGGUUUAUCCUCAUCAUGGUAAAGACACUAUCUCUGUGGAGACAGCUGAAACAGUCUCCACUGAUGAAGCAGCGAUGCUUGACCGGGAUAAUGGACCUGCUGAGAUCUGCAUAAAGGAGGAGGAGGUGUCAGAUCUUUACUCUGAGGUCAAACAGGUUUAUUUCUGCAAAGACCAAGAUACCGUCAGAACAUCUGAAGAGCAUUUGAUCAAAGAUGAAUCAUGGCAUGAAUCAACACCCAGUAAUAUUCCGACUGGAAAUGUAUUCAGCCUUCCACAGGCACCACUACCAGCUGCAGAAAGUGGUCCUUUCCGAAGUAAAACCGAGCCAACUUCACAGAUAUAACCAGACGGUCCAAUGCAGAAUCACUCGAGACAAAAUACCAUAGACUUGACAGAAGUAACCAGGGGAAAAAAGGGAUUUAAUGAGGAUAAAUACAUGUUUAUAGCCAAGAAGGAAAAGAAAGUUGUCAGACAAGUAGAACCUCAUUGAGAUGAGAUGCAUCUGCCAGGGAAAAGAAAAGUACUUCCUUUACUUCCUGACUGAGAUCUCAGGGGGGGAUACAAGAUGGAAAGAAAAGUCUGAUCUGCUCGCUGUGAAACGCCAGUUUCUCAUUUGCCUGAAAAAAUAUGAGAAAAAGAUUGAUAUUGUUUUAUGUGAUGAAGUGCAACACGAGGUGGAUUCUUACUGAAGUUUCAAAAUGCUUUGUAGUCGAGACUGGUUCUGAGAAGAAA